Messenger RNA from Stylophora pistillata, 2347 nucleotides. RefSeq names its product malonyl-CoA-acyl carrier protein transacylase, mitochondrial-like. The record is from RefSeq and is a predicted model, not a curated record. Gene Ontology annotation, molecular function: transferase activity. NCBI's taxonomy places the organism in Eukaryota, Metazoa, Cnidaria, Anthozoa, Scleractinia, Pocilloporidae.
UGAGCGUGGGAGCGUGGUACAGAGCACAACAUAGCGCACAAUUUGUGCUCAAUUAGCUAUGAUCGCUAGAACAUUGUGUCGUUUGCGAAUGUUUUUCGGUAACUACUAUGGACGCCCAAGAUGGAAUUCUUCGUCUUGUUUUCUCUUUCCCGGGCAAGGAGCUCAAUUUGUCGGGAUGUGCCAGCGCUUGCUCGAAGAGAGAACAGUAUUGCAGCUUUUUGAGGACGCUCAGGAGAUUUUGGGAUAUCACCUACUGAGCAUAUGUUUGCAUGGCCCUGAGGAAGAUUUAAAUAAGACAGUGCACUGUCAGCCUGCAAUUGUUGUCGCCUCUCUAGCUGCUUUACAACAUGCGAAAGUCACAGGCGCAAAGGUCUGCCUAAAUGGAUCAGAUGAACCUGAUCCUAACAUGGUCACUGCUGGAUUUAGCGUUGGUGAGAUGUCUGCCUUGAUAUUCUCAGGAGCACUUUCCUUUGAAGAUGGCCUAAAAGUAGUCCAAGUACGUGCCCAAGCCAUGCAGGAAGCUUCCGAUAAAUACCCCAGUGGUUUGGUGUCAAUUUUGGCCCCACCAGACUUGGAUAUUCAUCUUCUUUGUGAUCACGCCAAAGAGUGGUCUUACAGUAAUGGCAUGGAGGAGCCAGUGGCAUGUGUGGCAAAUUAUCUUUUCCCUGGUGGCUGGGUAAUAGGAGGUGACAAGUCGUCUGUGAAAUAUAUUCUGGAGUUUGGAAAGGCUAAGCAUGGCAUCAAAAGAGCUCAGCUCAUUCCUGUAAGUGGUGCAUUUCAUACCAUACUUAUGUAGCCUGCCCAGGAACCUCUCCGACAAGUGUUGGAUUGUGUCUCUGUUAAAAUGCCCAGAUGCACAGUGUAUUCUGGGACAGGUUGUGAACCCUUCACUGAUGUGGAGCAGAUAAAAAGAUUGCUUGUACAGCAACUUGUGGAGCCAGUGAACUGGAUGAAAACAAUCCAAAACAUAAUGAAACAAAGGACCAACUUGGAAAACAUCUUUGAAGUGGGCCCUGGAAAGCAGUUGAAGGCUAUGACUUCUCGUAUUGACAGAAAAAUGUUGAAUAAUUUUACCAACUUGGAGACAUAGCAAACAGUAACACACGUGAUAAAGGAUGCUUCAAAAUUCAGGAAAUUUAUUCACAAAGUCUGGCCUUGAAUGAUCUUGACAGUAGAAAAAUUGCACUUGGAUCCCUUUAUGCCACAACACAAAUGGGACAUCUGCCUCAGUUUAAACUUAACUGGAUAAAAGACAAUAAUGGUAACCCUCCUUCAAGUACUGGUUGAAACUACCAAAGUUUUAAAGACCAAAUAAUGGUGACAAAUCUUUCAGAUAUUUCCUAUGGUGAUGAAAAUUUUACACAAGUUGCAUCACUCAAACUUGGCUUGCAGUGUAGCAUGAACAUUUUGUAUGUUUAAUUUCUGGGGAUUUUUUUAGAUGGUCCUCUGUCCGUAAAAACAGAUUCAAGCUGAUGGAAAUCUACAGCAAAAUGAAAUGUAGGAAACUUUUACAACAUCCAGUGAAUUGUGAAACCUCUGCAUACAAAUCAAGUUUCAAUUCUGAUUCUGUGUUUGCUCUUCACAAAAUAUUUAUCUCCAAAUUAUUUACUUCCAAGGUAGAAAAUCAGAGUUAUGUUGAUUUCUCACAAAUGCUCUGCUGCUUGCACUGAAAACUGGAAAAAAUAAGCUCUCAGAAGGAGUUUUAGUUAUCUUGAAUUGCAGAAAUCUGUCUCUGUAAAACAUGAAAAAGUAGCAAAUGCAAAGUAGAACUCAUAAAAAAAAGUCUUUGAUACACUGAUUACAGAUCAAGGGAAGUGUCUGGUAUUUAAUACAAUAAGCAGAUAGUAGAGUGUGAGUUACAGAAAUAAUUUCCCAAACAUCCUGUUCCAUAUGAUUUGUGGUGAGAGAUUCAGUUGAAAUAUGACCCAUUUGGUGUGUGGUUUUAGUGUGAAAACAGUUUACAUUGAUACUGUGUAUGUUUUAUCAUUAGGCUUGCUAACUUUGCCAAUUCAUUAUAUAUUUGAAUAUCCAGUGCAGGUGGCAAACCAUGUCUUAAAUUGUCAAGGUAUAGGCUCAACUUAAAAUUUCUGUGCAGAAAUUAAGGUCUUCUAGACUGGAUAGUAAUGUAAUUUUCAUAUCACAAUGUAAACACCUGCCAACUCCCAGGGUUUUGUCAAGAAAUGUAGUUGAGGGAGAGUAAUGUGAAGUAAUGGUACAAUCUGUUUCUGUCCUGUCUGAAAUCAAAAAUAGCUCAGGGGAAAAAUAGUUGCACUGGAGAAUUCCUCCAUUUCCAGAUGCUGUUGAGCAUUGGCUGUUAAUUGCAUUAGACAUAGGCCAGGAAAUCUCA